Bombyx mori (domestic silkworm) is the source of this 2986-nucleotide messenger RNA. RefSeq names its product myb-like protein X. The record is from RefSeq and is a predicted model, not a curated record. NCBI's taxonomy places the organism in Eukaryota, Metazoa, Arthropoda, Insecta, Lepidoptera, Bombycidae. The coding region runs from base 1496 to 2812 and encodes 438 amino acids. The transcript is spliced from 2 exons.
CAAACGAAGAAUAUGGCGUGACAAGCUGAGAGGUGAUUGUUUUCCUCAAAACCCUCCAAAAAAGUCAAAAGUCCAAAUCCUUCAACAAGAUGUAUAUAGGAAAAUAGAUGGAAAGUUAGUACUUAUGCGUAGUCUAGACAACAUGAAUAACAAUGAAGACGGAGAACCAGAUGAGCUUAAAAGUACAUCAGAUAAUCAAGAUAUUGUCAGAACUCCUGACCAUAGACCCAAAGACGUUUUAGAAAAUUUGACACCUACAUUUAGAAUUCCAAAAGACUAUUUAGAAGCCACGGCUGAAUUUUUUAAAGAAAUAUCUCCAAAAUUAAAUGAAAGCCAAGACAAGGAUGACAUUAACAUUGAUGUGAUUCAAGGGUGUAUUACAUCGGACACAAACAAUUUUAACUUUGAACACUGCAUUGAUAAUCAAGAACAAGAGAUUAUCAGCAACAAAAAUAAAGAAACAAUUUCUUUAAAUACUUGCGACGAUAGCAAUAUAGCACUUAAUGUGUUCACAGCUGAGGUAUGCGUUGAAAGUAAAAAAAGUAGUGAAAAUAAGAAUGCAACAUUGGAUUGGCAGCUUUCAAAUAAAGAAGAAAAUUUCGAAAAGGAUUUCAAGGACAACAACCAUAACAAAUUACCAGCUAACAAAACGAAGGGGGCUAUAUUAAAUGAUGCUAAUGCCGAUAAAAUAGAAUCCUUCAUUAAUUCAGAAUCUGCUCAAACUGUAACUAAAAUUAAUAAAGGAAAAAAUUACCGAAAAUCAACCACACCAGCACCAACUGGAAAAAUAAUGAAAAAAGAAAGUAUUAGUAGAAGGUCAAGAAGGAAACUCAAUUUUAAUAAAUCUUAUAUUGAUUUUGUAGCUGAGGAUGAUCCUGAUAUCAUGUUGCUGAACGAAGCUUUUCCAUCGGAAGAAUCGAAUGUAGAGCUCAGUGAAGAAACAGCUUCUUCAAGUGAUUCUGAAUGUAACUAUUCCAAAAAAGAUAAGAAUAAAACGAAAAAGAAAUUAAAAAAAAGUAAGAAACUGGCAAUGAAAGAGCAUCAAGAAAUCCUAGAUGUAGAAAAAGAACACCAACUUCAAGUAGAAAAAAGUAAAUGUAAAGCACACGUCAAAAAAGAAAAUCGUUACAGAAAAAAUAAAGGCGAAGAAUAUUUCAAUACAAAAGGCGAGAUAAUUGAAAAGAAACAUGUAAAACCCAAUCCAUGUGCUAAAACUAACUGCAUAAAUAAUUGUAAAGAGAUUUCCAAAGAGCGUCGCAAUAGUCUCUUUACGCAUUUUUGGGGUUUGAAUAGCUACCAAAGAAGAAAAGACUGGAUAGCCCAGUGUGCUAUAAGAAAGGCGAUUAAAAGACCUACAAAGAAUACUUCGUCCAGUAAAUCUCAGAGAUAUUAAUAUUUUAUAAAUGAUGGCGAAGGUAGACGCAGAGUAUGUCAACAAUUUCUAAUUUCUACAUUAGACAUAACACAAAGAUUUAUUCUUUAUACGCUUGUUACAAUGACUGAUGGUUUUGCAAAAGAAGAUUGUCGUGGAAAAAUCGGCGGGGGUCGAAAUAAAACAUCUGAAGUCAUAAUUGAAGAAGCCAAAGACUUCAUUCUUAGUUUACCUCUUUUGCCAUCUCAUUAUUGUCGGAGAGACUCAACGAAAUUAUAUCUACCAGGAGAAUUUAAAAACAUUACGAAUUUGCAUCGCGUGUAUCAAGCCCAUUUCCCCAACAAGAAAACAAUGUCGUUUAAAGUAUUUUCUGCUUGGUUUCAUAAAUAUUUUAACAUUGGGUUUCAUAUCCCUAAAAAAGAUAAAUGUGUCUUGUGCAUUUCUGCUAAAAGCUACGAUUGUAAAACUGAAGAAGAAAUGAAUAUAAUUAUGAAACACCAAGAGGAAAAAGAAGAAUCAUAUAAAAGAUUCGUAUUUCACCAGAAACUGAAUAAAAUAGACAACGGAACGGUAUGUGCCAGCUUCGAUCUUCAGAAAGUUUUGAACACCCCUCACGGUGAAAGCAUGCUACUCUAUUACACACGAAAAUUUUCAGUUUAUAACCUCACAAUUUACGAAAGCAAUACACAACUUGGAAUUUGUAAUACCUGGACAGAAGCUGACGCUAAAAGGGGGGCUAAUGAAAUAGCAACAUGUUUGCUAGCGUACCUAAAAGAUGUCGACAAACGCGGAUAUGUGAAGCAAGUGAUACUGUACUGCGACUCCUGUUUUGGACAAAAUAAAAAUAAAAGUAUUCUAGCUAUGUUGCGAUAUGCAUUAACGAUUUGUGAGAAUAUCAACAAUAUUCAAAUAAAUUAUUUGAUUCCAGGACAUACAUAUAUGCCUGUUGAUAGCAUGCAUGCUACCAUAGAAAAUUCACUAAAGAAAACAAUAGUCUGGGCACCGUCACAAUGGCCAACCAUUAUGGAGUUAGCUAGAAAAAAUCCAGAGCCAUACGUUGUGAAUGUAAUGACUGGUAAAGACUUUUUGGGAUUUGAAAAUAUUGUAGAACGUACUUACAAAAAGAAUCAAACCAUCAAUAUUUCGAAAAUAUGUACCGUUACUUUUCAUAAAAAACAUGCUAACAAAAUGUUUGUUAAAACAUCAAUGUUACCAGGUACAGAAGCUACAGAGAUUCAAUUAGGUCCUUUGAAUAAUGUCAUUCCAAAACAAAAUUUGUAUACUUCAAAAUUGCCAAUUUCGCAAAAAAAAUAUACAGAUUUAAAGAAAAUGAUUGAUAAAAAUUUGAUUCCGGAAAGAUUCGCAAAAGAAUACUUGAGCUUAAAAACCAGUACAAAAGUUAUUGACUGUUUACCUGACACUGAUGAGGAAGAUGAUUAAAUAUGUUUUGAGGAUAGUUAAGUUUGUCAUUUAGUUUUAAGCUCAUUAUUUCAUAUACAUAAUUACUUUUGUUAUAGAUGUACCAAUAUUUUUUUAUUUAAAUGCUUACUGUACUGGUACAAAUAUUAUAGAUUUUAUGAGAGUAUUUUUAAUAGUGUUGGUAAAAAUAAUAUG